Messenger RNA from Phanerochaete carnosa HHB-10118-sp, 1702 nucleotides. RefSeq lists its product as uncharacterized. The record is from RefSeq and is a predicted model, not a curated record. The transcript is spliced from 10 exons. The coding region runs from base 38 to 1606 and encodes 522 amino acids. Gene Ontology annotation, cellular component: Cdc73/Paf1 complex. NCBI's taxonomy places the organism in Eukaryota, Fungi, Basidiomycota, Agaricomycetes, Polyporales, Phanerochaetaceae. Gene Ontology annotation, molecular function: RNA polymerase II C-terminal domain phosphoserine binding; DNA binding.
CCCUUUCACAACAUUUCUUUUUACAUAAACAUCUAAGAUGUCCGACUCGGAAGGGGACUUCUCUGACGAACUCCUCGAGCUCGCCGGAGCCACCGAGAAGAAGCGACGUAAACGCCAAGCGGACAAGUCCAUGAAGCGGCGAAGAGCAGAUGCCGUCCAUUCAGACUCGGAAUCUGACCAUGCACACCCAGCAAGUGACAAAGAUGACAACUCGAAUCCUUACCCGCUGGAGGGGAAGUACAUUGACGACACGGACAGGUCCCGCCUGAUGGAGAUGACCGAGAUUGAGCGAGAGGACAUUCUUGCGCAGCGCCAGGAAGAGAUACAGCGUAUACAAGACAAGCGCAACUUGGACGCGAUGCUGCGAGACCGUACCGGAACGGGAGAAGAUUCCGUAUCAAAGGCUGCGAAACGCCAACAUGCUCAGCGUGGCGCCACGAGGGAAAAGUCGCGGAAGCUUGAUGAGCUCAAGGCGAAACGCAAGGCCAAAGACGAAAAGAAACGCACCAGAACUGACUCGCCACGGCGCGAUCGCUCGUCUUCUCCGAUGGACAUGGAGACUUCGGACGACGAAGAAGAGGACGGUCAAAUUGACAAGUACGAUAUCUAUGACGACAAGGAGCGGAGAUCCAGCAACAGAGCCAAGGCCGAUGACGCUCCGGCAAUACUAGCGGAACUAAUGUCUAUCUUUCUAACAAGAGACCAGAUUGCCAAGAAUUACUAUGCGCCCUGGUUUGAGGACCUCGUCAAAGGGGCAUGGGUGAGAUACUGCAUAGGAUACGAAGAUGGGCACUCAAUAUAUCGCGCUUGCGAAAUUGUCGAGGUGGCUCCCAAACUUGUCACUCCCUACAAGAUCAACGAGCAACCCGCGAAUCAAGAGCUCAUACUUCGACAUGGCGUAUCGGAAAAGAGCUUUCCAAUGAAUAUGAUCUCCAACAGCAACGUGACAGAUAAAGAGUGGAACCGUGUUGUUAGGGUCUGCGAAGCCGAGAAUGUCAAGCUGCCGACACAGCACGAGGUUAACAAGAAGUUCUUGCAGAUAAAGAAGCUGACUUCGCAGGCGCUUACCGAGGCCGAUAUCAGCGUAAUGAUAACCCGAAAAACACAGAUGAACAAGAAACAAAAUGCUGCACAGAUCACGUUGGAGAAAUCGCGUCUGAACCAGGCUCGAACACUUGCCCUACGCCGGAACGAUCUUGUGGAAGUCGCAGACAUUGAUGCGAAGCUUAUCGCCCUUACUGGCGAGACGACCGCUCGCCCAAGGAGUAGCCAGGCAGAUGAACUUGCUAGACUCAACGAGCGUAACCGCAAGGCCAAUAUUGAAGCUGCUCGUAAGGCAGAUAUGCUUGAGUCGGAACGGAAGCGCAGGGAGCGCAAAUUGGCACACGCCCAUGGCGCCGCCACACCCGACCGCGUGAGAAUGCUCAAGAAUGGUGACUCAAGGCCCGGUACCCCAGGAGUUCCUAUCUCGAAAACUGAGGCCAGUACUCCCGCCCCCAGAUCUGAAUCACCUGCAGGAUCGUCAAGUACAAAACCCGGCGAUACUGGCGUUAGCUUCGAAACUUCUGUUCUGGACGACGUAGACAUUGACCUGGGUGACUUCUAAAUCUCUGCAAGAGUCGGCCAACAAUUAUCUGCUUCUAUCGGUUAUUCAAAACUCGUUAUUUGGCCUGCUAUCUGUAUUCACAGCGCACGAUGUCCC